Molecule: messenger RNA, 990 nt
Organism: Ustilaginoidea virens
Lineage: Eukaryota; Fungi; Ascomycota; Sordariomycetes; Hypocreales; Clavicipitaceae
Exons: 3
Coding region: 1-990 (329 amino acids)
Cellular component (GO): cytoplasm
Molecular function (GO): guanyl-nucleotide exchange factor activity
Source: RefSeq, a predicted model, not a curated record
AUGGCGCUCUUCGCCACCGGCUUCAACGCUUGGAACCAGUUAGAAUUCCACCAUGAGCCCCAAGAUACGGAACCGGAUGACUUGUGGACCUUUUCACAAGUACUGCAAGACCAAGACCUCGAACGACCACGGUCGAGCUUAUACACCACCCUAGCCCGCGGAAAAAGCCGCCAUUACGUUGCCGGUAUCAGCACUGACAUUGACAGCGGCGAGGAAUUCGAGCAGGCUUUCUGUUCUUUCCGAGCAGGAAACGGAUCAAUUGUCACCGUCGUCAACCCCGACGCACGAUCGAGAGACCCAGACCCCGACGAGCCCGCCGAGGCACCUCGAUGCUUCCUAGAAAAGUACGCUUGCCAUCAGGAUUGGAGGCGCAGAACCCCAUUGACCAAGUGGCCAUGUGAGAGCCCCGUCCGGGAUAUAGCCCCGUACGAGGCCGGGUUCCUGGUCCUCCACGAAGACGGCUCGGUCAUGACUGUGGGAGACCCCCGUUAUCCGGAGUGUCUCGCGCGGGAGGUGACGCAGGAAUCGCCGGCAGACGAACCGGGGUUAGCUACGGAUGUAAUGAACCUUGAUGAUCCGGUCAAGCACGUCACUGCGGGAGGUUAUGUCCUGGGGGCACUCACCGAGAGUGGGAGCGUCUACGUUUGGGGCCGCCAGUCCAGUGCAGCACGACGCGUGCCAUAUAACACAGGAAUAGAUCUUAGUGGGGUUCCCAAUUACUGGGAGGUCGAUGGCGAUAAAGACGUGCAGGAUAUCGCGCUGGGGGAGUCUCAUGCAAUAGCGUUGACGACGGACGGCAGGGUAUACGUGACUGGCGAAAAUAAAAACGGACAGCUUGGUCUGGGUCGGCAUUGCGAAUCCAGCACUAGCAAUUGGACCAUGGUUGAGUUGGAUCUACCGAUCAAUCACAAUGUUGUAGGCGUAGCUGCAGGUCCGAGAUCCUCCUUCAUCUUGACAAGUCGAUCCGACAAGUCAAAGAAUGGCGUUUAG